Molecule: messenger RNA, 709 nt
Organism: Linum trigynum
Lineage: Eukaryota; Viridiplantae; Streptophyta; Magnoliopsida; Malpighiales; Linaceae
Source: the annotation of a GenBank genome assembly
CGAAGUGAAUUCGGUACAAAAUAGUGAAUUGACUUCUCGACUAAAGUCAUCAAUUCACUACCUUCAAUUCGGACUCGAGCAGCAGGUGGUCGAGUUAGUGCUGACAUUGAAGCAGCCCAACAGUCUUAUUCCGGGCAGAGGUCUGAGCGGACCUCCAGCAGCUCAAUGUCAGUGGUGUGAGAGCUUGAAUCAUCUGAUGGAAGACUGUCAGGCUAUGCGGGAGUCAUCUACACCACAAGAGCAUAUGGACUUCAUCGCGAAUGCUUGGAGCCUCGAUCCAUACAGUAACACAUACAAUGAGGGGUGGCGCCAGCAUUCCAACUUCUCUUGGAAUGGCAACACCACAAACCACCUGGUUUCCCAGCACCAGCAGGUGGUUUUCAGUAGAGGCAGCAUUUCUAGGCUAGACAGGGGCCAGUCCCUCAGCAGCAGCCUUACCAGCCGAGGGAGGGGCAACCAUUUCAGCAGCCCCAGCGUCAGUAUGCCGAGCUAGCAGCAGAUCCAUCUCCCUAUAAUCAGAUGACCGAGCUGAAGAAUAUUUUGGCAAGGGUGCAUCAUGGACACAAUCAAAGCAAGUAAAAAGGUUGUUUUCAAGUCGAGAGAGGUCACCCGGAAUAUGGUUCCCCCUAGACUGCAGUUAAGCCGGAUUGUAAUUUACCAAGCUCCAGCGGGCAACUAACCUCCACCAGAGUAAACACAUUGAGGCCCU